AUGCUGCGGGAGUGGGCGCGGAGAUACGCGCUGGUGGUGGUGGUGGCGGGGGAGUGGCCGCCUGACACGGCCUCUCAACCUGCUGUCGCUGCAACCACCCCCAACUCCUCCUCUCAUCUACCCCAGUCCCCUGCCCUCACGGCCCCUCCUCCUCGCGUCCUGCUGCUGCCCAACCUCCGCCACGUGUCAUCCACCGAUGCCGCCAACUCACCCACCCUAGCUGCCACGCUAGCAGGCGUGGCAGAAGAACCAGAGAGCGCAGCAGCACACCAGGAGCUGCAAAGCCCAACGGCUCUCUCCUCCCCCACGCCCCCCUCCCUCUCCACUGCCAACAUCCGCACGUCCUCUGUCCCGGUGGUAGAUCUCGUGGUGCUGGACGCGUCUUCUGCAAGCCCAGCGGGGCAGCAGGAGGAGGCAGGAGAGCCAGCCCCCCGCCCUAAUCUGCGCGUGUCUGCGUGCCCGCUGGUAGACCUGGUGGUGCUGGACGCGCCCUCCGCAUGCCACCGCGUGCUGGCAUCGUGCGUGGGCGUGGCGGCAGUGGUGGGGCGAGCCGUGGCCGGGCUGAGAGUGGAGCGCGAGCUCAUGGGGGUGCUGCACGCCUUGGGGGACGUGGGGGAAGCAGGGGACGUGGGGGACGUUGGGGACGUGGGGGACGUGGGAGUGUUAAGGUUGAUGGGGAGAGGGGAGGCUGGAGAGGUGCGUGGUGGUGGUGAGGGGCGCAGUGCGGUGGUGGCGGUGGUGGGAGUGGCAAGCAUGGGUCGCAGUGGUGCGUUGAUCCGCGCCCUGCUGCCUCGCUGCCAUGCGCUUGUGCUCUCUGGCCCUGUGCUGCCCGCCCUCCUCGCUGCCGUUACUGCUGGUACUCUUGCUGGUUCAGUUGGUCGUGGGUUACAUCUCGCCCGCCUGCCCGAGUUCCGUACUCUCGGCACGCUGCAUUGCACUGAUCCAGCAGCAGUGCACAGUGAUAUAGAUGGAGAUGUGAUAGCAGAGAGAGGGGAGACAGCAGAGGGAAACGAGGUAGCAGAGCGAGAGGAGGCAGCAGCUCAAAAUACCCACAUCUCAUCCCUCCUAUCAUCUCUCCCGCACCCAUCCCCUCAAGCCCAGGCGGAAGCCUCUGCUUUCCUCUCCUCGCUGCCCCCUCCCUUCCUCUCCCGCCUCGUGCUGCCUCUUGCUGUGCGUGCGGUACCUGCUACUCACGGCACCACCACUACCACUCCCUCCCACAACUACCACCACCAGCAGCAGCAGAAGAAGCAGUUUGAGAGCGAGCAGCAGAGUGACUCGCAGCAGCAGGUGGAGCUGUGUGCGUCAAGCAUUGAAGACGUCGCUCGCCUCUGUACUGCCCUCAACUGCCAGUGCCCCAAGUGCAUUCCCCCCACGUCCGCAUUCCCUCUCCUCCGUUCUUCCCUCCGUUGUUCCCACCUCUUGUCUCUCCCCCCUUGGAUUGGAUCACAGCAGACAGUCUUCUGGGCUGGCUCUAUCUCCCUGCACCCAACAAGAGAGGCGCCAGCAUCACGGCAGGGCACCCAUGCAUCACUGCGUGCGGUACUAUAUGCGGCAGAGCCAGGAUCGCAUGCGGCAGGGCAGGGAUCGCAUGCGGCAGGGCAGGGAUCGCUUGCGGCAGGGCAGGGAUCGCAUGCGGCAGGGCAGGGAUCGCUUGCGGCAGGGCAGGGAUCGCAUGCGGCAGGGCAGGGAUCGCAUGCGGCAGGGCAGGGAUCGCUUGCGGCAGGGCAGGGAUCGCAUGCGCUGCUUUGUGUGGACUCUGCUCUGCUCUCCCUCCUCACCACCGCACCCACCAGCGAGAGCAACGGCGCCAGCAGUGAUCUCCGUGUUGGCGCGGGUGGCACGGAUACCGCUGGUCAGAUGAGGCGGCCACAGCUCAUAAUGGCCGGGCGGCAGCUGCAGCAGGUGCUGGGGCGGCAGUUACGGCAGCAUGUGAAGGUGGUGCCACUGCCGCCUCCUGAUUGGUCCGCAGUCUUCCUAGAUCCCUCGCUGCCUCUCACUGUUGACAUCGGCUGUGGCAACGGGGGCUUCUGUCGAAGCAUUGCUCCGCGGUUCAGAGGGUCAAGGAACUUCCUUGGGGUGGAGAUCAACCGCCAUGUGCGUGGGGUUAGGGAGAUGGGUACAUGUGCAACUGGUGAAGAAGGCGCUCUCUAUGGCUACCAGCUCUCCCCCACCGCAUGCCCCACACAGGCCCACCUCUACCAGGGACACUCGCAGGCAGCGCAGCGAGCACACACCAAGCAACGUGUAUGCACGCCGCCAGGCGCCCCCCUUCCGUCCUGUAUACGUAGCAUCCUUGCAACUCCUGUGUCGAAUCAAAGCCACCGCACGCUAAUGUGGCAGCAUAGCACCCACGCACCUCUGCAACCCAUGCUGCGGUUCCCUCUACUGUCCUGCACUUGUGCAUACGUAGCAUCCUCGCACCGCGCGUUUUUCCAUGACUGCCCGCCCCUCCUGCUGUAUGGCUGCUCUUCUGGUGCUCAAUGCAGGUGGUUCAUUCAUGCCAAUGCCACCACGUCUCUGCACGCGCUGCUAAUCGGCUACGCUGGACCCAUUAACCUCUUCACCAUCCAGUGCCCGGACCCGGACUUUGCGGCGAGCAGGAGAGCGCAGGAGAGGGGCACAGCACACGUGCACCGAUGGGGCAUGCUCACCCCUGCCCUCGUGCACGCCAUGCUUGCCCUGCUGCACCCCUCUGGCAAGGAGUCUGAGAUUGCUGGCCGCGUCGUUGCUAGGAUUUUGAAAGUGAAGAAGAAAAAGAAGAAGUCGACGACGACCGCGAAAGCAGCGGCGAUUGCGGAGGAAGAAGAAGGAAUUGCGGACAACGCGGAGAGAGGAGCGGCGGACGAUGCGGCCGACGCGGAAGUCGCGCGAGAUGAGGGGGACGAGGAGGAGUCUCGAGUGGUUAAGGCGAAGAAAGCGAAGAAAGCUAAGAAGACGGGAAGCAAGAAGGCGGUCAAUUCUGUGAGAGAAGCGGAGGGGGGAGAAGUUGCGGAAACGGGGAGGAGAGCGGGUAGGACGAGCGGAGAAGGGGAAAGCGGAAAUGGCGAGGACGGGGAAGGUUUUUCCGCUGUGGAUAAGGCGGAGGCGGAAGCGGUGAUUGCGGGGAAGGGGGAAGAUGCGGAGGAGGGGGACGGAGCGGGGGAGGGGAAGCGAACGAAGAGAAUCAAGGGGAAGAAAAGUGAGGUGAGGGAGGGGGACGGAGGGGAGGAGGGGAGUGAUGAGGAGGAAGGUGGAGAGGAUGCGGUAACGACAAAGUCAAGCAAGUCAAGACAGUCGAGCAAAUCAAGCAAGUCAACAAGGGCAGCAAGAGGGAGUGAAGUUGAAGGGGAGCAGCAGGAGGCGGAAGGCGAGGAGGGUGAUGAGGUUGAGGGAGAUGAGGAGGGAGCAGCGGGUGCACUGGGCACCAGGAAGAAAAAGAAGGCAAAGAAGCAAAAGGGGGAGGAGGAGGAUGGGGAGGGGGAGGGAGAGGGGCAGGGGAAGGGGGAGGCAGGAGCAGCGCGGGCUGCUGGGGACGAGGAGGAAGCGCGGCCGGGUGGGGAGGGCGAGACCACGACAGAGAGCACGACGAAACGCGACAGCGAGGACAGGGAUGAGGGCGGGAGUGGCGGAGGGAGCGCGGAGAGAGAGACAGCGGGAACGGGAGAAAGCGGGGGAAAGGGGGUAGUCGGGGGGGAAGGCGGAGGCGGGGCAGGGUCGGAGAUACAGGUGGCGUUCACGGGUCCACAGGACGUGAUGGACGUGCCGGUGGACGAGGAGAUGGUCUCCGUUGACCUUGAAGACAUCCCCCCUGACCCUGAACCCCCCCACCCCACCCCCGCUGCUGAUUCACAUGCUGCUGCUGAUGCUGCCGAUGCUGCCGAUGCUACCAACGCGGCAGGGAAUGAGCUGCAGGGAGGCGCUGAAGGCGCGACUACCGGUGGUGACAGCGGCGGUGGUGGCGGUGCCGAUGGUGGUGCCGCCUCUGCUGGGGAAGGUUAUGGGAAAGCUGCGGUGGCGGCGGGUGGGGAUGCAGAGCAGGAAGCAGGGUUCCUCUCCCGCUGGGUCGUCGCGCCCCUGGCUGCAACCCUGGAACCCAUUCUCGCCCCUCUCUACCCCCUCACAUCCCUCUUCCUCUCGCCCGGGCAAACUGUGGCUCGGCAGGAGGUGGAUUUGUCUGUGGCGUUCGGGCAGCAGAUUCCGGGGGGAGGGAAGCAGGGAGGGGGAGGGCAGGGAGGGGUGGGGGGAGGAGCAGGAAGGAGCAGGGCGGAUGGUGGGUCGGAGUGGGAUGAGUGGGACGAGGAAUGGGGGGGUGCGAGAGGGGAGGGGGGAGGAGGGAGGGAGAAGGGGGUGGGGAGUGUGGGAAGUGGAGGGAGGGGUGUGGGUGGUGGGGAUGGGUAA
Messenger RNA from Closterium sp. Naga37s-1, 4380 nucleotides. NCBI's taxonomy places the organism in Eukaryota, Viridiplantae, Streptophyta, Zygnematophyceae, Desmidiales, Closteriaceae. The record is from the annotation of a GenBank genome assembly.